CCGAUACUUAUUCGUCCAUUGGCUCGGUUGAUUAUUGGGCAACCUUUGUUCCUUCUUUACGAUGCUGCUUUCAUUGCCGAACGAACUGCUGCAAAUUAUCGCUCUCGAGGCAGAUGAGAGAUCUCGCAAGCGGCUUAGACGAACCUGCAAGAUCUUAAGUGAUCUUUGCACCCCUCCUGUUUUCAGGUCCGUCAAAAUGUACAUCUCGUGGGACGGUCGCUGGACACCCUUGGCUCUUCUCUUUCUUACGGCACUCUCUUCUGGUCUAGAAUUGGCACGACACAUCAAACAUCUUUCUGGGUUUCUUUCAGAGAGCAAAGAGCUUAACGAUGCUGCUUCCUCUUCCAUCAGCGAUGCCAGGACCAGAAAGAGAGAGGAAGACGUCAAGCUCUUCAACCGUCUUUUUGUUGAUGCUAUUCUAUUGAUGAUGUCGUUACAGUUGCUCUCGUUGGAACGCCUUGAAGACGAUGGGAGGUGGAAUGGAUAGAUUGUCUCGUCUAGCUGCGGAAACGUGCGUUCUAUGUCUACCCUGCCCCUAAACGGACAUAUGCUACGAUCUGAAUCUGCCUCCGCCUUCUCGCACCUACGCUCCCAUCGUGAGUCUAAGAUAACUUCUUGCGGAUUCUGAAGCAUGUUAACUCGCGGCCUACAGCCUAAAUAGUAUUGAUG
Molecule: messenger RNA, 669 nt
Organism: Guyanagaster necrorhizus
Lineage: Eukaryota; Fungi; Basidiomycota; Agaricomycetes; Agaricales; Physalacriaceae
Exons: 2
Coding region: 62-487 (141 amino acids)
Source: RefSeq, a predicted model, not a curated record